GCAAAAUCACGAAAAAAUUUCAUCGCCACAUUACCGACCAAUUCCUGAUUCACUGGGAUUCCAGGUCGAGACCGAAGAAAGUCGAAGCUGUUGCCGUUCCACCGGCGGGCUCGUCAUCUGCAGAAGGUUCGUCCUCUUUGCCAGGCGCUGCGACACAGGUUUCUGUCUCCGUAGCGACUACUGGUGCGAAAAACUACACGCACGAUGAUCAUUCUGAAACUAACGCACAAGUAGACCACGACCCUGCGCAGCAGGAUCAGGAAAUAAUAGUAUCUUCAAAAGACCUACUUUUAUCAAGAACCAGGGGUACUACUUUCAAAGACACCAGGAGAACGAAGGAGAAAGUGAAAGCAUCGAUGUUUCACCCCCCAAGGGAGCGAAACAGCAGUACCGAAGAGAUUCGACCAAGCAAAAUCUAUUUGCGGCCCCGUCGCGGUUCCACCUGCUCCGAUACCGAAGCCUUGGCGGAAGCGCACUACGAAGCAGCGGCGAGUCGAAUCAAACGCUGCUCUUUAUACUUUUCCCCGACGAGGAAGAGCUCGCGCACGAGCAUCGACGUCGAUCGUUUGAGCUCGUCGUGGCCCGACUUUUUCGCGGCGGGGGCUAGAAGUUCGGAAAGCGGUUUGGAGGGCGUGGAGCCUUCCAAUUUUGCUUUUUUAACGAAUAGUAGAAACACGACGUCCUAUCGCCGUCCGGAUGCGGAUGAUGAGAAUUAUGACCCGACGAGCUGCCAGGAGUUCUUGUUAGAGAAAAAAAGCAACACGACUUCGACCGCGGCGACAACGUCCGGCCCUGGAGAUGGAACAACCAUGCUUGCCACAACAGCUGCACAGCAGGGGGAGGUUAAGGUCAUCUCCGACCAGAAUCCUGUCCUGAGCAACAGCGUCAUUCAAGAAAUCCCAGCACCGAAGAACGAGGAGAUGGUUUUGUCACAAGUCGCGGGAGGUUCUUCAACCACACCUCGCGUUGUUCUUGUUCCUUUUGACAAUAAAAGUGACACUAGAAGCGGCACGACGCGUGCAGAGGUCGGCGUACGUCAAGAUGAAACCUCCAGCAAACAAGUCGAAACUACAAUAGAUGGCCGUGGUGCAAACAACGACACCGAGCAGCUUGAUGCCGCGACCGAGGAGGACAAGCAGAACGCUACGACUUUCCGCCGGUCUGGCUUGGUGAAGCAGGUUCCCCGGGAUCAGAGUUACGACAUUGUCACGGAGAACAACAAGAAGAAAAUCAACACGAAGGGCAUGAUGACCCGGGACCAGACGAACUUACAUUCCUGCGUGAAGCGGUUCCUGGGCAUGCGGUUCCAGAGAGUCUACGCUGCUAUUCACAUGACGGCGAACGAGCUGAGACGGAAACUCCCACCGCAGGUUUGGACCGCGAUUAUGAGCAGCUCGGUGGCCAUGGAGCAGUGGCAGCGAAGGGAACAACUACGAGACUCAGCCACCCAGGACCAGAAGGAUGUUAACCGGGAGAAAGCGCGAGGCGAUCCAGCCGGAAGCAAGAAGAGCCAGAACAAAAUCCAAACCCUAGACGCAAAUUAUAACACCACCCAACAAGUAGAAGUACCAGCCACCGCUCCGCAAGACCUGCAGCAAAUGCAGCAGACCGCCGCGGCGCUCGUGCAGCUGCAGCCGCCAACGUUUCUGGCCGAAACGCACGCUAUGAUGUCCACUUUGGACCGCCGGGACGUGCUGGAGGAGAUUUUACUUUUGCAGGAGGAACUGCUACUGCAGGACGCGCAGCUGUACGAAAAAAACAACGGAGGGCCGCAACGCGGCGGGGGCAUUGGGGGAGGUGCUGGUGCUGGUGCUACUUUGGGGGCUGCCGGGAACAAGAUCAAGAAUGAUAGUACUUCAUCACAUCAACAUCAACAGCAAAAUGCAGCUGGUCAGAACAACCUCAAGCAUAAAAACCAGCAAGACCACCGCGUGACGACUUCCCAGAAAGUUACGUCCCACGGAGGCACGACAGGAAUCGCGACAGCGAAUGCAACCGGUGCUUUGGGGUCGUCGGCUAUAUCAUCUACUCCACAGCACCAUUUCCAUCAAGGCGCUUCCGACGCGCCCAUGCUUCAUUCGAUUGCGGGAAGAUUGACGCAGUAUACAACGACAGCAGGAGCCACGACGAACACCCACCCAGGAGGCGGCAACAGGUCUUCGAGGAGUAAACAAGCCACAGAAAACUACCAGUUUAACAAGCAGGGACAACAUCGUGGCAACAGUAGAAAUAACGGGGGAAAUGCUGUUGUUGUCCAGACUGGGGGCCAGCAGCAGAAUCAAAAUGAUCUUCAACACAAUGUCAAUGCGAGUGACCUUUCUCGUCCUUCUCCCUCGAAGCAGGAGAAGCACCAAGAGCAGGAGGCAGCAGGAUUUUCGACGUCGGCCAGGACGACAGGACCGUCCGGAGGACCACCACCUCCACCGCCAGCCCCACCACGACUGCCGGUUCCGGGAGCCGCGCCGUUUGAUUAUGUGCUGGAAUCAUUGUACAGCAACCCGGGAGAAUUGAUGUCCAACUUUCACCUCCCGCCCGGUCGAACGAAAGGUGGUUACAACUCAAAAAACAGCACAACCGUCUCUCGAGGUUGUAUUAAUCGAAACAAAAAUAAUGGUAAAGGCGACUUCUGGGGAGGCGGGCCCCAGCAGUGUGCCUGGAGGCGUGUUGGGCGCGAGCGCGGCGGCGCCAGGAUGCACAAUUCGCUGGACCAAGUCCUUGGUCACAGAAAUUUUCCGGGCUCCAUGUUACCGGGCGGUUCUGAAGAAGACCUGCAGCAGCGCACUGCCGCGCUGGAUGACGUGGCGGGUGUCGGUAAAAUGAACAUUGAAGAGGGAAUAAACAACGAUUACUUGUUCUCGACGUCGUCAUCAUGGCCGCACAGCAGAGGGGAGCAUCAAGUGCUGGAUCCCGUUGGAUCGUCGAAGUCCUCGGCGGCAACUUCGGAUGAAUACAACGGGAAUAAAGGUGCUCAACAAGCUGUUCAGUUUCCACCGUUUGAUCACCUCCACAAUCAAAAUCAAGAAGAUUUUCCUCAGACACAUCAGCACCAUGACCCGCCACACUUCUCUCAGCAAAAAGGCGGAAAAGGUGCAACUGGCUUAUUUCGUCGAGCGCAUUCCAACGACGUUGUUGAGAACACGAGCUACGGUAAUAGAGUGAAUAUGUACAACGGUGAUAAUUCUUGGUCUUCAUCCAGCAACUACUGGGGCGCAAGUGUGCAUGCCUCAACGUCACACAAAUUGGAUUACCAGCAGCAACGCCCUUUUCAAGAUCAAGGCAGUGAGCAUGAUCGCGCGGCGGUGAGCUCUUACAGCAACAACCAUAGUGCCUGGGACGGUGGAGAAGGACCACGUGGUCCACCGGGAGGAGGAGAGCCGCUGUCGCGAUAUGAUGACGAACAUGACUGCUCACAUCUUGUUCACAAGGGCGUUGGGAAAAGAGGCAAGGGUGACCACAAUAUGACGAUCAACAUGGCCGCCUGCAACCUGCAUGCUGGAAAUAUACAAGAUCCCGCUUCUGCGAAAUACAGUAAGUUCAACACGAUAUCUAAAGCUUCCGCGAGAGCAGGCGAUGGUGGAAGUCAUUUCGGUGCUAGUACCUUUGCUGGAGACGUCGAAGGUGUGCUACCUUUCCCAUCUGCGCCCCCUCCGGCUGGAAAGAAAGGUCCCCGACUUGACAAGGAGCAUGCAGACAAAGAGCGGCAACGGCGAGAGGAGCGGCGGGUCAUUGAGGAGCUAACUUCGCAGUGCUGGCAAACCGGAAUGAACCUUGGCGGAGACGAGGAGAAGGGGAAAAAUGGGAUGCUGGACACAAGUUCCAACAUGAUGAACAUUUACAACAACCCUCCAGGUGUUGUUGCUGGUGCAAAAAAAGGAAAGAACAUCCAUUACGGUCGGGGGGGUCUGCUGCAUCAUAACGUGUUUCAGAACCAGAACAAUUCGAGUGGUGGAACAAGUAGCCAUAAUUCACAACAACUCGUUCGUAAUAAUAACAGCAGCAGUUCAACAUCCAGCACUUUUCCACACCGAAGUGAAAAUGGGCAACCCGGUCGUGAUGUUUCGCAUCACCAGGUGACCGCAACGACGGCGGGCUCAUCGAGUGCUGACGUUGGAACGAAUAAUAUCAACAGCUACAGCAAUAAUUACGUCGGCUCAUCUGGAAUGAGUUCCAGUUCCCUGAACAACCACUAUCUGUCAGAUGGAGCAGGGGGAGGUCGUGAUACUAGUAAGCCGGAUAUUAACAGUCAAAUACAAAUUUCGUCGGCUCCUGGCGGGCCUGCAGGAGCAACUCCCACGAUGUUUAUUCACCAGCAAGAACAGCAAGCAACCCCGGGCAAGUAUUCUGUCGGCGGAGCAAGUACGAUUGUAAGCAACGCUAGCGGCCAAGGCCAUUUCCAACCUGUGUUGUCUGCUCCCCCAGCUUUCGGAACCUCCGCGGGGGGUUCUUCUGCUGCAUCAGGGUCGGUGGUUGGUUCUUUGCUGUUUGGCGGUGGUGGCGGGGGGCCAGCAGUGCAACUGCAACACCAGCAGCAUCAAGCUGGGUCUGGAUCGGGCUCAUCUGUAGUUGCGCAGGUGGACCACGUUGGGCACCAGCAGAUGCAUCAGGAGCAGCUGAUUCCCUUGGAACAACAAGCAAAUAACACGACGGGGGAUCCUAAGGUCCAGCCGGGGGCACCAUUGCAACAGUCUCAGUCAAUGACUACAACAGACAGCCAGCAUCAUCAUGUUCAUGAUCUGGCCCGCAAGAUUAUGGGCGGAAACAAUGACAAUUACGUCCAACACGUCCCGCCUUCCUCUAUCCAUGGGGAGACAGCCACCACACAGCACCCCUCCUCCCUCGGUGCACGGACGCACUCAGGCUCGGGUAGCUGGGCUGGGGGGAUGCUGGGAACGGCCAGUGGCCAGUUUAAUACCGCGGAAAUGCAGCAGCUCGGUUCAUCGUCUGGAGUUAUUGCAGUCGGUGGUGGACAUAAUACUAGCAGCCAUAAUAUGAACCUGAUAACCGGGGGCCACCUGCAGCAGCAGCAACAGCAGACACAGACUCCCACCGCCCCGGGAGGUAGUACUAACAUUCUUGGAACUACAUCCACAUCAAGUCCAAGUCCACUGCUGUUGAGCAUGCCCACCGCUGACUACACGACACACGCAGGCAGUGGGUGCGGAAAUUUGAGUGGCAACAUCUUCACUACCGAUCAACUACAUCGCAGCAUGAACCACGGCGCGCCGGCAUCGGCAAAUACAAGCAACCUCUAUCCGCAAACGCCACUGCAACAGCCAAACACAACGAGUCACCCGUCGGGUGCAGUGGCCGCGGCCCAACAUCGUGUUCAGAGCGGUGCUGUGUCCGCGCAUGACGUCGCUGGGUCGACGUUGAUGAACUACACGGGUGCAAACAAUGGACUGCAAACGCUUGUCGCGCAGAUGUUUCAGCAGCAGAACCAGCAGCCACUCAUCAACACCAGCGGCGGGGCUGCCUCAAAUGUGGGAGGCGGGGGGCCUGCUGUUGGGCCAGCAGCUCUUAAUGUCAACCAUCCUCCUUCUGGUGUUCAUGUUCAACCAACCACGACCAACACUGGCGCGUUUCAUGAUCUCGUGGGUGCAGAAGCUUCUAACCCAGCAAAUCCGGCGGGAGUUGUGACAGAUUCUCAUCAGAGUACUAUCAACCUGCAGCAGGGACUAUUGGGAUCAUCGGGUGCAGCAGUGAAUCCAACUACAAAUAACCUGUUUAGCGACAGCCUACAGAUUGGCGGCCAUCCCUUGGUUCGGCAGCGGCACUCGGAGAUGCACAGUGGUAAUUCGACGAGCAGUACCUCCGGCGAGAUUGUCCUCCACAGUACCGUAGCUGGUGCGACAGCACAACCACAACAUGAUCGUGCACAUACAUUUUCCAGCAGUGGAGUGGUCUCUAGUACUAGCAGUAUCAACAAUGUCACUCUGAACCAGCUUCAGCUCCAGCAGAAUCUGAAUCUGCAAACGCCUAACGCAUGCCCGCCUCUUCUGUCUACCGCGUCCCUCAGCGGGUUGAGCACCGGGUCCGCCACGUGGUCUGGCGUUGGUGGAGGGGGACAGCCUCUGCUGCAGCUGCCAGGUGGAGGUGGACAUGUUGGACAUCAACCACAGCAACAACAGCAGCACCAAACCACUCUCGGAAUCAGUUGCCUGAGCCACUUGCUGCAGCAGCAAGGGCACAGCGUAGGAGGAGGUUCACAGCAGCUGCCACCGUCCACAAACAGCAGUGCGGUCGGUGGGGGUGGAGGGCUAGCGCUCCUCGGAGGUAAUAGUAGUCACGUUAUUGCACCACAGCAACAGCAGCCGGCGCACUCGACGGCUUCAUUUGCGACGGGAACAACAAACACGCAGCUUCUCAACCAUGAUCCGAGCUCGUCCCCAGAGACGUUGCAGAGACUGAUCCAAGAAAACGCGAGGAAGAAGCAAGAGAAUGAUGCGAUGCGCCAGCAGCUUUUGGUGCAGCAAUUGUUGGAGGAAAAUCGAAAAUUACACGCACUAAUGCAGCAGCAGGUGCAACAAGGCAGCCUUGGAACAGGUGGUCAGCAGCAGGGCCAACAACUUCACCAGCAAGGCCAACUUCAACUGGAGGGCUCUACUCUCCCUGCUGCAAACGUCGGAACAAUGACCACAGGCAAUCUGGGGUACAAUACUAAUCCUGUUGUUGGCCAAGUAGAAGAAAUUGCACAGAGUGCUGCGCCGGCGGCACAACAGUUGCGGCGGCUUGCAGAUGCCGGCGCAGCUGCCGCAGCUGCAGAGAGUCAUCGACAGCAAAGUUCAUCAUCCUCAGGAGAGGUCUUUCCGGCCACGAACGCUGUGCGUUCUAUGUCAAUGAUUCCGCCUGUGACCUCCUCCAGCAUUAGUGAUCCUUUUGGGGAUUACAUGACUAUGAACAGGCGAGGUGACAUAAACCAAUCUCCCACUUCCUCUUCCGACGAGGAUACAGGGGCAAACAACGGAGAAAAUUUGUCAAAAUCGCACGGACACAACUCGCCGAGCCAGUCGUACCGGCGUCCGGCGCAGCGCACCCUGCGAUCGCUCACGGGGUAUGAAUACCAGUGAAAAAAGUUUGCGCUUGUUGUUGAAACAUCGAGGCGGCUGUCACAAUUUUCCGAGUCUUGCCUCUGUGUGCUGCAAGGCUUGAGCAUCUCGCUUGCAGUCCAAUAUUAGAAAUAAAAACCAAUGACGAAUCAAAAAUACUUCACAGUCCAGAAGUGUCAUCAACGGCCCUAAUCUCGUACACUAACAAAACAAUGAUCUCACUCAACUUCGCUCUUGGAUCACACACGCCUGAUUAUGUUAGUUUAUUCUGUGCCCCCCACGCACAAAAAAUCCAAAAACAAAACUGACGGCCCUCUAUUCUAGGCCACAAAAUACAUCAUGUCUUUGUAUUUUUUUCAAACCGAAACCAAAAGCAACACAGGUUUCCAUAAAUUGGUCUUGAUCGUGGCCGAGAUCAGUAUUAUACUUUCGGGGGUUUUGUUUUUCAUUUUUUUUUUCGGUUUCCGAGAUCCAUACAUCGGAAGAACGGCAUGAUGUUUACACUAAUGAUUAUAUAUAAGCCGGACGAAGAAUUAUAGACACUUUGACUUGUUAGCUAGGACAGACGCAUCUUUGAAGAUUGCUAUACUGUGUCGAUCGCGCCAUCUUGUUCAGUGUGGCAGGAUCAGAUUGAGGUUGGGGCUCUUGCGUCAGAAUCAGACUGUGAAUGUUGGCGCGGGAAAGGUUUUUGCCCUAUGUAUAGUCAAUCAGAAAAUAAAUGUAAAUUCAAUGUUGCACUUAUUCUAAUGAAUUAGAGUCACUGUAAGUUGUUGAUGCGACAGCUGCAAUGCGGCCCUCGCUGUUGCUCGCACAGGACCUCCAGAAAUAUUGGCCUUUCGUGCUCUAAUAUGAUUGGUGUGGGCAGGUAGAAUCGUUUCCCAGUUUUGUAAUUGCGUACUUAUAUUGGCGAUAUUAAGAUGAAGAUAUGCAGCUAAGAAAGUGCUGCCUUUCCUUGUCCCCUUAUGAUGAUACGCGAGGUGCUGGGGCUGAACCGUGCAAGGGAAUACCUUCUGCAAAGCGUGCGUAUGAAGGACUACCAUUUUGUAUACGUAUCACUUGACGUACCGAUACACUUUUUGCGAUCUACCAAGGCCAGCCAGAAAAUCGGAGAGCUAUGAGUCUCAGCCACAUCACACGUUUUGGUAGCAAAAUGAACAUAUAGACAGCGCAGCUACUUUCCAGCGCAGCUCUCUUAUUCAUCAGAAAGAACUUGAAAGCCGAGCUUCAUGAUGAAAACAAAGUCUCUAUGAUAAUCUUCGGCCUGCUACUGCUUUAUCUACCUCAACGUUUGUUCUUUCACGUACUGCGUUUACUUUAUUUCAUGCGGCCGCUAGGACAGCAUCGGCCCAUGCCUAUCUGUAAUUUUACUUGUUACAAAUCACCUGAAAGCUGAUGCUGAAUGAUUUUUUCCCACCACGGCUGGGUCAACGCUUGAAAGAUGUGAACAAAAAACAUGGAAAUAUUUAAUCACCAACAGACCUUCAAAAAGGUCGCAA
Messenger RNA from Amoebophrya sp. A120, 8542 nucleotides. The record is from the annotation of a GenBank genome assembly. NCBI's taxonomy places the organism in Eukaryota, Dinophyceae, Syndiniales, Amoebophryaceae.